AUGGAAAGGAAGCAAGACACCGGAGACCAGAAAAACAUAACAUCUAAGUCUGGACAGAGCGUCACUCUGCCAUGUCGAGCUCCAAACAAGGACAUCCGCAAUAUUGUUUUAGAGUGGAGCAGAGCUGACCUGGGAGACGAAUAUGUCCUAACGUACGAGACGAGCAACCACAAAAACAUAACAUCUAAGUCUGGACAGAACGUCACUCUGCCAUGUCGAGCUCCAAACAAGGACAUCCGCAUCAUUGUUUUAGAGUGGAGCAGAGCUGACCUGGGAGAAGAAUAUGUCCUUGUGUACCGGGAUGAGCAGUUUGAUCCAGAUUACCAGCAUCCAUCUUUUGUGAACCGGGUGGAUCUGCAGGACAAACAGAUGAAGGAUGGAGACGUGUCUUUGAUUCUGAAGGAUGUGACGAUUAAUGAUGCUGGAACAUACGAGUGUCGUGUUGCCCAGAGACAAACAAGGGAAGAAACAGCCAAUUUGAAGCUCGUCUGCAACAUCAGCCUGAGUGUUGAUCCUCCAGACCAGAAAAACAUAACAUCUAAGUCUGGACAGAGCGUCACUCUGCCAUGUCGAGCUCCAAACAAGGACAUCCACAUCAUUGUUUUAGAGUGGAGCAGAGCUGACCUGGGAGAAGAAUAUGUCCUUGUGUACCGAGACGAGCAGUUUGAUCCAGAUUACCAGCAUCCAUCUUUUAAGGACCGGUUGGAUCUGCAGGACAGACAGAUGAAGGAUGGAGACGUGUCUUUGAUUCUGAAGGAUGUGACGAUUAAUGACACUGGAACAUACGAAUGUCGUGUCUUCAGUGGAGAGACAAGAUCAUGGGAGAGCAUCAACACCAUUAAAAGUUUAGCUGAGGACAGAGCAGAGUUUCCAGACAUCAGCAGUAUGCCCAUGAACAGCGACAGUUCUCGAGAUUAUCCUCCAGCCUUCAGUCAUGAACCUGGAUCCUCAGGCACAAAGUAA
This is a messenger RNA of Neolamprologus brichardi, 963 nucleotides long. NCBI's taxonomy places the organism in Eukaryota, Metazoa, Chordata, Actinopteri, Cichliformes, Cichlidae. The record is from RefSeq and is a predicted model, not a curated record.